Molecule: messenger RNA, 4678 nt
Organism: Loxodonta africana (African savanna elephant)
Lineage: Eukaryota; Metazoa; Chordata; Mammalia; Proboscidea; Elephantidae
Gene: IFT80
Product: intraflagellar transport 80
Exons: 20
Coding region: 953-3181 (742 amino acids)
Biological process (GO): cilium assembly
Cellular component (GO): intraciliary transport particle B; centrosome; cilium
Molecular function (GO): protein binding
Source: RefSeq, a predicted model, not a curated record
CCUCUGCUCUCCGGGCGCCCCGGGCCGGUCGGCAGCCAAGGAUCCGACCACCCGGCCGGGAAAGGAAGUACUUUACCUGCGGGCCAGUCCAAGGUUGGAGACGGUUGCGGAGCCCACCGCGCUCCUGCCGGUGUCUCGGCUCCGGGUCCUUCACUCGAAAAUGGCGCCUAAAAUACAAACUCGAACGGAAAUUCGUUACAAACGCGCGCAAUGCUUUCUGGGAUCCCCUAAUUUGAAAAAAAGUGCGGCGAUUACCGCCGCCAUCUUCUGGUCAUUCUUGCGCAAGCGCAAACUCCGGGCGGACCCCGGGCGGUAGGGGACGUUCGUCCUAAGUGAAAACGGAGGAGAAGGGAAUGUUUACCCAGCGGCCAGUAGCAGCAGCACUAUUAUAAACACCACAUUUAAAAAACGUGGCGGUUUUUGAAAAAGAGAAAAAAAAAUAGAGUCGGGUUCCGCCCACAGCUGAAGGCGAGGCUCAACGUCCAACGACGCCCCCUGAGGAGCGGGCGGGCGCGCUGCGGGGCGGGGCCUCGGCUCGGCUCCGUGACGCGCCGUGCGGUGCGGGGGGAAGUAUCGCGGGAAGGCGGGGAGCGUUGCUGGGAGACGUCACUAUGGUGACUGCCCAGGCUCUGUGAGGCCAGUCUCCUCCGCUUCACUGGGACCUGAGGUAAAUCUCGUCAGCUCCGGACGCGGCCAGGAAAGGGCUCCUCGUUGUAGCCAGCACCUUUCCUGCUUUGAGGGUGCGUGUGGCACGGAGCACCUGUUACAGUCUGUCUCCCUGGGGUACAGGGGCUUUGGGCGUAGCUUUUGGGGUACCGAGGAGCCCAGAGUUUGGGGGGCGGGGGGCUCCAGGAGAAGAGGAGAGCCUGGAUUAGUGGUUGCUCGUGUACGCCAUGUGGGAAUAGCAAGUGAACACAAGUGCCAUUUUUUCGUUUUGUUGGAAACUGGAGACAUGAGGCUGAAGAUAUCUCUUUUAAAAGAACCAAAACAUCAAGAAUUAGUAAGCUGUGUGGGCUGGACGACUGCUGAAGAACUGUAUUCCUGCAGUGAUGAUCACCAGAUAGUGAAGUGGAACUUGCUGACCAGUGAGACAAGCCAAAUAGUAAAGCUUCCUGAGGAUAUUUACCCAAUAGACCUUCACUGGUUUCCAAAAAGUUUAGGCAUAAAGAAACAGACUCAGGCAGAGAGCUUUGUCCUCACAAGUUCUGAUGGUAAAUUUCAUCUGAUUUCCAAGUUGGGAAGAGUGGAAAAAAGUGUAGAAGCUCACUGUGGAGCGGUACUUGCAGGAAGAUGGAAUUAUGAAGGGACAGCAUUGGUUACAGUUGGAGAAGAUGGACAAAUAAAAAUCUGGUCAAAGACUGGGAUGCUAAGAUCAACUUUAGCUCAGCAAGGAACACCAGUAUAUUCAGUAGCGUGGGGCCCUGAUUCAGAAAAGGUCCUUUACACAGCAGGCAAGCAGCUGAUCAUCAAACCUCUUCAACCAAGUGCCAGAGUGUUACAGUGGAAGGCUCAUGAUGGCAUUAUUUUAAAAGUAGAUUGGAACUCAGUUAAUGAUCUUAUUUUAUCUGCCGGCGAAGACUGUAAAUAUAAGGUGUGGGACAGUUAUGGCCGCCUGCUGUACAGCUCACAACCUCACGAGCACCCUAUCACCUCAGCUGCCUGGGCUCCAGGUGGAGAGUUAUUUGCUGUUGGAUCGUUUCACACUUUACGCUUGUGUGAUAAAACUGGGUGGUCGUAUGCCUUAGAAAAGCCCAACACUGGCAGCAUAUUUAAUAUCGCAUGGUCACUUGAUGGGACUCAGAUUGCUGGAGCCUGCGGCAAUGGGCACGUUGUUUUUGCACACGUGGUGGAGCAGCGGUGGGAGUGGAAAAAUUUUCAAGUUACGUUAACGAAAAGAAGGACCAUGCAGGUUCGUAAUGUUCUUAACGACGCAGUGGAUUUACUGGAAUUCCGUGAUAGAGUCAUUAAAGCAUCUUUGAACUAUGCACACUUAGUUGUUUCUACGUCUCUUCAAUGUUAUGUGUUCUCUACGAAGAACUGGAACACACCACUUAUAUUUGAUCUCAAAGAAGGAACUGUUAGUCUAAUUCAGCAGGCAGAAAGACAUUUUCUUCUUGUAGACGGCGGUGGUAUCUAUUUAUAUUCUUAUGAAGGGCGCUUUAUUUCUUCUCCAAAAUUUCCUGGAAUGAGAACAGAUAUUCUGAAUGCACAGACUGUGUCUCUCAGUGAUGAUACCAUAGCAAUAAAAGACAAAGCUGACGAAAAAAUAAUCUUCCUGUUUGAGGCAUCAACUGGAAAACCAUUAGGUGAUGGAAAGCUUCUUUCUCAUAAGAAUGAAAUCUUGGAAAUUGCUCUGGAUCAAAAAGGACUUACCAAUGAUAGAAAAAUUGCUUUCAUUGAUAAAAAUAGAGAUCUCUAUAUUACCUCAGUUAAACGAUUUGGGAAGGAGGAACAAAUUAUCAAACUUGGAACAAUGGUGCACACAUUGGCAUGGAGUGAUACCUGCAAUAUCCUUUGUGGACUUCAGGAUACUCGGCUUACGGUGUGGUACUACCCCAAUACAGUUUAUGUGGACAGAGACAUUUUGCCCAAAACAUUAUAUGAGAGAGAUGCAAGUGAAUUCAGUAAAAACCCUCAUAUUGUGAGUUUUGUUGGAAAUCAGGUGACUAUAAGAAGAGCUGAUGGCUCAUUGAUUCACGUCAGCAUAUCACCAUAUCCUGCUAUUCUCCAUGAAUAUGUGAGCAGUUCAAAAUGGGAAGAUGCUGUAAGACUUUGUCGCUUUGUUAAGGAACAAACCAUGUGGGCCUGCCUAGCUGCCAUGUCAGUUGCUAACAGAGAUAUGACUACUGCGGAAAUAGCCUACGCAGCAAUUGGUGAAAUUGACAAGGUUCAGUAUAUUAAUUCUAUAAAAAAUCUUCCAUCUAAAGAAUCAAAAAUGGCCCACGUAUUAAUGUUUAGUGGGAACAUACAGGAAGCUGAAAUAGUCCUUCUUCAGGCUGGCCUUGUUUAUCAAGCAAUCCAGAUCAAUAUUAAUCUCUACAACUGGGAAAGGGCGCUUGAAUUGGCUGUAAAAUAUAAAACACAUGUGGAUACAGUUCUUGCUUACCGUCAAAAGUUUUUGGAGACAUUUGGUAAACAGGAAACUAAUAAACGAUACUUGCAAUAUGCAGAAGGUUUGUGAUAAGUGCCUUGAAAGAGGUGUACACAGUUUUCUGAGACUUCAUGAACAUGGGACCUGACCUAGGAUGGAGGAAUCGGCAAAGACUAAGCAAAACAAAUUAUAUUUGAGUUGAACUCUGAAGAAUGACUAGAAGAAGCUCACGGGGGGUAGGGAUUGACACGUUCCAGGCAGAGGUAAGGCACUGGAGUGGGAAGGAGGAAGAGCAAACGAGAGAUUUGAGGGUCAUAGGGCACAUUAAGGAUAUUAGGCCUUAUCUGAAGUCUGAUGCGAAGUCAUCAAAGGGAAAUAAUAUGAUCUGUUUUCCCUUUUAAAAUCCUGAUUCCUAAAAAUAAAUGGAAAUUUUAAUAUUUCCGUGAAAUUUUCUUGAGUAGGAUUUUGUCAGUUAAAUGAUACGAUAGUAAGAAUGAAUGCAUGAGAUAUUGGAAGUAACAGGCAAGAGUCCUGAGUGACUGCUCUGGGUCCUAGGUCAGUAGUGGUUGGAGUACUGGUUGGGACCAGACAUUGAAAUCUGAAGGGUCUUAAAACCAUGUGAAGAGAGUGGACUUCAUAAUGAAGGCAACGAGAACACUUGGAGGUUUGCAAUCAAGAGAAAGACUUGAAAGAUAACUCUUGAUGUGAAGGAUUGGUUGCAGGGAAGGGGGAUGACUGGGAGACCAGAUCGGACAUUACUAUAAUAGUUACACCAGGAGAUGGAGAGGGGAGAUAGAGUAAGACUGAUGUAAGAAAGAAUUCAGUAGUAAAAUCGAGAGAACAUUGUGGCUGGGGUGGAAGGAGAGGUGGUGAGGCAGGCAGGACAAGGCAUUUGAGAAUGACUUCAACAUUUCUAGUUUGGGCACCUGGUAGGUGGGGGUGUUAUUAAUCUAGAUAAGGAAUACAUUGAAAAUAUAAAAGUUUUAGACCUUUUGAGUUUGGAAUGCUGUGGCUUAUCCAGUGGAGAUACCUAGUAGGCAAUUGUGAAUAUAAAUGUGGAUGGCAGAGGAUAUUCAUGAAGGAGAACUUGGGACUAGAUGGAUUUAUGGUCAUGACCAUCUAGGCACAGAUGAAGCUAUGUGAGCUGAUGAGAUCUCCCAGGAAACACAUGAGAAGGCCGUGGCUGGAACCUUGGUGACUACACUCAAACGUUGUCCAGCAGAAAGGUAUGGUAGGUCGGGGGACAGCCUGAAAGGGACAAUUUAGAGAGGAGGGCCGAAACCAGACAACAGUGGUAUUAUAUGAGAGAUUUUGUGAAGAGCAGUGGUCAAGACGUUCCAGGAAUGCUGCCGUCUCAGGACCUGGUUCUUUUCUGCAGCAUGCCCUUCCUCAGAUAUUCUCACAGCUCACUCUGUUGUCUCCUUCACAUCUUAAUGUCAUCAUCUCAGGGAGGCCUUCUGUGAUCCCUUCUGAUAUGCAGCCCUAGCUCUCACUGUCCUCAGGGAGGCCUUCUGUGAUCCCUUCUGAUACACAGCCCUAGCUCUCACUGUCCUCAGGGAUUCUUCUGUGAUCCCUUCUGAUACACAG